Molecule: messenger RNA, 3348 nt
Organism: Penaeus indicus
Lineage: Eukaryota; Metazoa; Arthropoda; Malacostraca; Decapoda; Penaeidae
Product: ADP-ribosylation factor-like protein 4C
Exons: 5
Coding region: 451-1065 (204 amino acids)
Biological process (GO): vesicle-mediated transport; intracellular protein transport
Cellular component (GO): cytoplasm; plasma membrane
Molecular function (GO): GTP binding; GTPase activity
Source: RefSeq, a predicted model, not a curated record
CCCGCGCGCUUCUAGGUGAUCUCGCGUCUCCCGCCUCGAGGCCCGCAGCUUCAACAUUGCGACUCAGUCAGUAUCUGUCGCUUGUCCUGUGCUCACGGGCGACCGCGCCUUUGCCGAGCGCUCGCAGUGUUACCGUUUCUUUAGUAAGGGAGCGCCUUGUGACUGUGUUGGACGCCUCUCACGACCGGGCCUUUCGUAGGAGGGAAGCUGGAAGGUGAACACGGACGUGCCUCACGAAUUCAACGAUUCUGAAAACCGACUUCGAGAAGCCCUUGAAAGGGUCACUCACCGAAACGAGACUGUCAGCCGUCCCUCCUUAAGGCUGACGGUCAGCGCCCCUCAUCAUACACACACAAAAAAAGAAAAGAGAGAUUUAAAAAAAAAGAUAAAAAUAAAAAAGAUAAACCUCAACCCACCCCAUCACACCCUCGACAAACACACGCCCUCGUGAUGGAUUCCUGGUCGAGAAAAAGGGCAGGAGUGGCUCGCGCUGUAGAAGGCGUGGUGAAGCGGCGGAAACACAUCGUCCUCGUGGGUCUCGACGGCUCAGGCAAGACCACAGUGCUCACACGCCUCAAGUACCGUUGCUACGUGGCCACCACACCUACUAUAGGCUUCAACCACGAGAAAGUCUGGGGCGGCGGUUACCGGUGGUCGUGCUGGGACGUGGGCGGCGGCGAGCGACUCCGGCCGCUGUGGUCGUCCUACACCCGCGCCACCGACGGGAUCGUCUUCGUGGUGGAUUCGGCUUCCAUGGGCGACAUGAUGGAGGAGGCGAGGGUCGAGCUGGCGAGAGUCCUCAAGAAGUCGCGGGCGUCGUCAGUACAGCUAGGCAUGCCCUCCCCGCCUCUUCUGGUGCUGGCGAACUUCCAGGACCAGAUUCACGCCCGCACAGCCCAAGAGGUGGCCAUGAGUCUGGGUCUGGGCGAGGCGCACGGCGUGGUGUGGGCGGUGGCGCCCGUGUGCGCGCUCACGGGCGAGGGCUUGGACGACGCUAUGGCCACCCUCAGAACCUUGAUUGACAAGGUCCGCCAAGACGCCCGUCGGAGGGACAGGUGGCGCUGAGGUCGCCUGGAGCUGCCCAAGGCGGAGCAAGCCAGGUGCAAUCAAACCUUCAACUGUCACCUGUCAGGAAGAGUAGCAGCUGUUAUGGAUCGUAACACCUGUUAGAACGAAAGAAAGGGCAAGAAUGUAACAGCUUCAUAGGUAACAACUGUUAGGUUCAUAACUAUUGUUACACCAGUUACGGAAGCUGUUAAACAUAGUAGCAACUGUUACAGACAGAGGUAGCAGUUGUAAAAUAACUAACACGAACAUUUCUGUACAUUAUAUUAAAAUAUGAAAGAAACGUAGAUCGCACAAGUAGUGUCCUAGUAUACGUGCCUUGCUAGACACCAAAUGUGAAUACUGUAGUUGUAUGAGUAUUCUCUGCAUGUGUACAUACAAAAAGUAUGAUAGAUUCUUGAAUUCAAGUACUUCACAAGACUUUGUUCCUUGGCCAGCUGGGGUUGGAGACCAGCUGCCGUGCUGGGGACCCCAGCUGUGUGACGGCAGCGAGAUGGGCAGGCGAGAGCUACCUCGGACCUCCUAUCUGUGUGAAAGACGAUCAUUUUGCAGGCAUUGGAGGUUAUGCACGCACGCGCACACAAUUUAGGUAUACAUGCGCACCUACAUGAGUACUUAUACUAGACGCAUAUGUGCACAUACACACACGAACAUACGCCUUGAGGCCACAGAAGACGGUCCCCCUCGGUCAGUUCCUCUAACUGAUCAUGGUUGUGCUCCCAGUCAGGGUCAGCCUUGACUGCCCCUCACUUUGUCCCCUCCACAACACCAAGCACACGCGUCAUGCACUGGUCGUCAUGCACCGUGUCAUCAAGCACAUGUUGUCACAAUGCAGCCCACACGACCACGAAAACCAAGCAUUAUUAGUGACAUCCGCCUGCGACAGCCACCAGUACCCUUGCGUCACCCUGUCACCAUCCUCAACCUUCACUAUCAUCAACCGCCUCUCCGCCGUGGCCCCUCCCCCUCCCCUCUCUCCUCCUCCUCGGCCUUCUCCUCUCAGACUUCCUCUUCUACCUCCUCCUCCUCCUCCUCCUCCUCCUUGUCCCUUUUUUGUACGUCACCUUCAGCAUUCCCUCCUCCUCCUCCUCCCUUCCCCCCUCACCCCCCGCCUCUUGGCACUCAGAGCCUUUCGGACUGGCGGGUGACCGUUGAAUGUCCUCAAGACCCUGACGCAUCCUCCUUCAAUUUUUUCCUUUUUUUUAAUCCUCCAUCCUCUUCACUUCCCCCUUGAACCCUCUAUCCUCUCCGCUACCCUUUCCUCUUCCUUCUUUCGGUUACCUUUCUUCCGUCUAGUUUCCUUCUUUAUUUCUCUUCCCCCUCUCAUUCUAUUUCUUUCCCUUCCCGUAUUCUAGGUCAUAUCAGUAUACCCUCAUAACCCAUUUUCUCUCCCUUCUCCCUUUCCUCCUCUUCCCUUUCCUCUUCUCCCUUUCUUCUUCCUCCCUUCUUCCUUCCUUUCCUCACCCACUCCACUCCCCCCUCUUCCUCUUCCUCCAGUCCCUCUCACCCCGCCUCCGCCAUACCAUACCCAGGCGUGCCGCCAACCAAUGGGCGUGCCCCAUUCCGUGUGGGCGGGGCUUUGCGUGGGCGGAGUGCCCCCUUCUCCCCGGCUGGAGCUUCACCCAUCAUUGCACGAGAGUAUCUGUGAUAAAACUGAAUUCCAACCCCUCCUCCGCGCGGGCUGUGGCGGGGGACUCCACCUCACUGCGGCCCGGCGUGGAACUCCACUCCACUCCACGCUGAGAUUAUCGUGGAUUCUUGGGUUUUCAUUUUUGUGUAAAAAAAAAAAAAAUGAAUGGACAGUUGGAUGAUGAUAAAAAAAAAUAAAAGAUUAUGAAUGAGAAUAAAAAGAAAUGAUCCGUUAAUAGGUAAUGACAUUCAAAUAAAAAAAAAAAAUAGUUGACUACUAUAAUAAAGCGAUAUGAUUAAAAAAAAGACAAAAUAAGUGAAGAUGUAAAAAAAAAAAAAAUACUCUAGAAACCUGUGUGUGAAAGCUAUACAUGCAACCGCUUUUCGUGGGCAACAUUUGCACAUGAAUACAUGAAUGUCUUGUACAAAGAACUGUAACCUUCACUAUUUGUUGUGUAAUCUCAGUUAUAGGAGUUUAAACCUUAUUUCCUAUGUGAUCAGUGCAUCUUUCUAUUUAAACGCCGAUCAUGAUUCUUCUUAUUGUACUUUACGUGUAGUUCCUAUUAAGUUAUUCUUAUCUUGCAUUUACCUAUUGUUUACCAGUUUGUAAUUGUACCAGUGUUGUAAGCAGUAUUACAGAAUUUCCUGAUGGAA